Messenger RNA from Penicillium pulvis, 1503 nucleotides. RefSeq names its product Zinc finger CCCH-type. Gene Ontology annotation, molecular function: metal ion binding. Lineage: Eukaryota; Fungi; Ascomycota; Eurotiomycetes; Eurotiales; Aspergillaceae. Bases 1 to 1503 code for a protein of 500 amino acids. The record is from RefSeq and is a predicted model, not a curated record. The transcript has 5 exons.
AUGCUGAGGGAAUCCGAUAUAGAUUCCCUGAACAAUCACUUAGCAUCCUUGUCUCAGGAAAAUCAACGCAACCAUGAAAAUUUGCAGGGUCUGCUGAACCAGUUUAAAAAUCUCCUCGAUGACUACAGCUCCUUGAAAAGUGAUUAUGAGGAAGUCAAGGAAGGUCGAGAGAAGUACAAAAGACAGGCCCGGGGUCAAGAGCGCAACCCAUUCGUUCUGGUGCUUGUCGAUGGCGAUGGAUACCUUUUCAAGGAGCAUUUUCUUAAAGCGGGGAGUGAGGGCGGUGUUAAGGCCGCCCGCGAACUGAGCGACUCCGUCAGAGAGCUGAUGCAUUCGACAAUGGGAAUGCAAGCUGAUUCGUGUCGAAUUAUGGUCCGUGUUUACGCCAAUAUUCUGGGACUGUCUAAAGCCCUCGCUCGCGCGGGAAUGGUUGGGCAUGAAGCUCGCUCCCUUUCACCAUUUACCUCUUCAUUCACUAGGGCCCAGGACCUUUUUGAUUUCAUCGAUGCUGCCGAGAAAAAAGAGGGCAGCGAUUUCAAAAUUAGAGAAAUGUUCCGCUUGUUUGUGGAUCUCAACCAAUGCCGUCAUAUCUACUUUGCAGGUUGCCAUGACACUGGCUUCACCUCUUUGCUCACUCCUUACAGGGGCAGUGACCGAAUUACCCUUAUCAAAGCCGCCUCGUUCCACCGGGAGUUCGAGGACCUAAAGCUACCAAUCAGAGAACUACCCUCUGUAUUCAUGUCUACUCCCCUAGCUAUCACAAAGCAGACUGCACCAGUCCAGACGAUUAAUACCAAGAUCACUAAUACCACCAAUGGCACUAAGCCUGUCUGCAAGCAUUUCCAAAAGGGAAUUUGCAAAUUUGGCGUCGGUUGCAACAAGCAACAUGUGCCGUCAAAUCAACAAUUGGCUAAAUCGGCAGACUCUGACUCGCCAUCGCCUAAGCAACUGUGGUCUUCUCCUACAGUCGUGGGUCGCUCGCAGGAAUUUCUAACCGCCACGUUGCCAACGCAGAGUCUGAAAUCCGAGGAAUUUAUCCCCAUCAAUAAAGAUGGUGACCGGCUCGACACUUAUUGCCCUCAUCCAUCUCCCGAGGCCUUUGACGAAUAUCAUCGCCGAGCCAAGGAACACAGAGUGUGCAAUAGCUACCACCUCUCCGGCGAGUGCGGUGAUAUGGGCUGUCAAUAUGACCACAGCGACGUCUCCAAUACCAUUAUUGAGGUGCUCAGAUACAUCCUACUCCAACACCCUUGCUCCCGAGCUGGGGCAUGUCGAUCCAUUAAGUGCUACCUGGGUCACAUUUGCCAAAAGCCUAACUGCAAAGCUGUCAAAAGCUGGCAAUGCCGCUUUAACCACCGCACGCAUACGCUUGACCUCCAAGUUUCUCAGUGGGUUGCGCCUGUUGAACAAACCGAAGCUGAUGACGACUGCGACGACCGGUCAACCAUCAGUGGCGAGUCUUUUCAAAGCCAAUCCCCGAGCAACUUGGUCUACGUGAUGUAA